CCGCCAUCAACUCUCCACCACAUGAAGACCCCACAGAACACGCCUUCCUCCUAUCUCUUAUAUUCCUUUCACAUCCUCUCCUUCCACCUUUCUCUCUCUCUCUCUCUCUCUCUCUCUCUCUCACACACACACACACAUCUGAUAUGGAGAACUAUACUAUACUAUUCCCUCCGCAAGCUUCUUCUUCUUCUUCUUCUUCUUCUUACUCUUCACAUCUCUCCCACUUGCCAUCCAAUAUGUUGAGUAACAACCAAGCCUUUGGCAGUCUCCAUCAUAACAAUUCAAGGGGGCUUUUGGGGCUCCAGGAAGAUGUCAAGGUCUCAUCCUUUGAAGCUCAUGGAGCUCCUCAAAUGGAGUCCUUUGGAGGGGCAGAGAACGAGGCGAAGACCGGGAAGAAGAAGAGCGAGAAGAAGAUCAGGAGACCUCGGUUUGCCUUCCAAACCAGAAGCCAAGUGGACAUCCUCGACGACGGGUACCGAUGGAGGAAGUAUGGGCAGAAGGCAGUGAAAAAUAACAAAUUCCCAAGAAGUUAUUACCGAUGCACACAUCAAGGUUGCAAUGUCAAAAAGCAAGUUCAACGCCUAUCAAAAGAUGAAGGAAUUGUGGUCACCACUUAUGAGGGAAUGCAUACUCACCCGAUAGAGAAAUCGAAUGAGAACUUUGAACACAUACUGAAUCAAAUGCAAAUUUACUCUAGCUGAUGAGUCCAAAAAUAAAAAGUAAAAGCACUUGUAAAGGAAUGAACUUGUAUGAUUGUUCAAACACAAUAAUUUAUGUUGAGUUAUGCUACUAUUUUUUUUUUUGCUACACUAGAUGACUCAUACAAUUUUAGUAUGAAUAUAUCCAAAAAAGUAGUUAUGCUACUUUUUUAUGUA
Phoenix dactylifera (date palm) is the source of this 875-nucleotide messenger RNA. Its product is annotated as putative WRKY transcription factor 45. Gene Ontology annotation, molecular function: sequence-specific DNA binding; DNA-binding transcription factor activity. The record is from RefSeq and is a predicted model, not a curated record. Gene Ontology annotation, biological process: regulation of DNA-templated transcription. Lineage: Eukaryota; Viridiplantae; Streptophyta; Magnoliopsida; Arecales; Arecaceae.